AUGUCUGAUCACGCGCCUGCAAUUAAUGCGUCGGAACAUUAUCUUGGACUCGUUUUGCCUUCAUUUGACUUUUCUAACCCACGUGUUUGGUUUGCUCAAGUGGAAGCUAUUUUCCGUUUCCGUAAGAUUACAUCUCAGUCCACAAUGUUUUCAUAUGUGACUGCUCAUUUACCGUCCAACAUCGCCUCUGAGGUCAUCGACAUUCUUGACCCUAUGCCCCUAGAGUCCCCCUAUGAUAAACUUAAGGCAGCUAUAUUAAAGCGCACUACAGCCUCAGACGAGACACGCCUUCAGCAGUUACUCUCUGGUGUUGAACUUGGAGAUAGAACGCCAUCACAGUUACUCCGACACAUGCGUUCCCUC
Molecule: messenger RNA, 363 nt
Organism: Dicrocoelium dendriticum
Lineage: Eukaryota; Metazoa; Platyhelminthes; Trematoda; Plagiorchiida; Dicrocoeliidae
Source: the annotation of a GenBank genome assembly